GAGUUUUGAAGGAAAUUAAACAGUUCCAAGCACUAGAAACCAAGGGCUUUGAUUUUGGUGAUCAAUCCAAGGCACAGGCGGAACACAGACUGGAACUUUGUAGCAUCCUCCAAAACCACAUAAAACCAUGAUUCAUUUUGUUAUGUGUCUCCAGAAUUCUUGCUUGUUUCAGAUAAGUUUUCCCUCUGCUUCCUUUCUCCCAUUUCACUCACUCAAUUUCAGGAUAUUCAAUUGAUUGGGAAGUAUGGGAGAGAUUGAUACCAAACCAAUUGAAUCAGUCCAGGCUGCUUUGUCUUUGUUUGAAGAGAAGACUGAUCACCGGAAAACCCGGCCUACCGGCACCGAUGAGGAGAGUGAGAAAGAGAGAGAGCUUGAAGGUGUUUUGAAGGAUUUGGCCAAUUACAAGGUACAACUGGAAGCAAAGGAUGCCGCCUACAUGCAAGUUCUUCUUAAGCUGCAACACCACCAGUACACAGCAGAUGAACUUUCCAUCCUGCUUCAAAACAUUGAGCUUGAGAGAGAUAGAUACAUAGAAGAAAGCAAAGAAGCUAGAACUCAGGUGCACCAACUUGAGUCCAAGGUGAGGGAGAUGGCUGAUCAGCUCUCAGACACUCUCAAGGUAAGAGAGCAGCUUAUGCAUGUUUUUAGCGAGUUGAAGGCUACACAAGCAGAGCUGCUUAGCAUGGAAACAGAACUCGCUGAUGCCAGAGAUUCGGAGCUCAAGGCUCUAACACAAGCGGAGCUGAUGGAAACAGCAUUCGUCAUGGACAAAGAGAGGGCAGAUGAGCUUCUUAAACAUGUCUCGGAGCUCAAUGAAGCCGUGGUUAUGUCAAAGGUUGCUGCUAUUGAAGCAGAGAAAGAGAAGUUGGUUUUAUUGUCUGAGAAAGAUGCUGAGAUUGAGAUAGCUGCACAAGCUACUCUUCAAGCACAGGAGCAGCUAGAGGAUGUGAGAAAACAAAUAGGAAUGAAGGAGGAGUUGGAGGAUCAGCUCCUUGCUAAGUCUUCAUUCAUUGAUAUGCUUCAAUUGGAGAUUAACCAGGUGAAUGAACAACUUAGUUUUUCUGAGAAGGCUGCUUCUGAUGUCAUGAAUGACUUGAAGCAGCUAGAAGAAGAGUUAGAAGUUAAGGAAAGAAAGAUCUUGGACCAGGAAGGUUUCAUUGAGGCACUAGAAAUGGAGCUGAAUCAAUUAAAAUUGGAGUUAAUUAAUGCAAAUGAAGUAACCAAUAGCUUGAAGAGUGAUGUUGAAAUUCUUACUGAAGAACUACAGAAGGCCAAAACUGAGAUUGAUGAGAUCAAGGAAAGCGAAAACAAAACACAGGUUGAGAUAGCAAUGCUGGAAUCUGAGCUUCACAGCGGAAGGUCAAAAGUUGCAGCAGCAGAGGCAGCUGAAGCAAGAAAUGAGAAUGUCAAGUCUGGCUUGUACCUAGCAAUUCAGCAACUAGCAAUAGAAGCAGAGACAGCCAAGAAGGAAAACAGAAUGUUAAAGCAAGGAGCAGAUAGUUUAGAGGAAGAAAAUCAUGAACACUCUAUCCUUGUUGAUCCUCAUUUUAAGAAAGAUUCUCAGGAAGAUGUUGUGGUUUCUAGAAUCGAUGAACUGAACACUGAAGCAGAAGAAAGAACUGAUGAGAAUGAGGCCCAAGUAACAAUUUCUUUGAAGGAAUACGAGUCCUUGAUUAAGAAGGCUGAGCAGGCUGAUCAAAUUCCUUUGCCACUGGAGGAAGGCUUUAGUCAGUUAAGCUUAAGCACCAUGGAAGAAGAGUCUGAGUUGGAAUGUUUGAAGAAGGAGUUGGAAGCAGCAAUGGAAAAGGUAGCACAAUUCCGCAACCGGGCUGAACAGGCUGCUACUAGGGCUGAUCUUGCUGAGAAAGCUAAAGCAGGACUAGAGGACCAGAUAAGGAUUUGGCGACAAGUGAAGCAAAAGAGAAGAGCUGCUCUUGCUGCACUUACGGAGGUAUCUACUCCUAAACAAUACAGCCCUCCUCCAUAUGAGUCCCCUAAACAAUUUAGCCCUCCUGCAUCCGAAGAAACACAAAAAAUAUGUCCGCCCUUGGGUAAGAUACUUAACAUGAAAUUCUAGUUGUUCUUGGUUAAGCUUAGGCCAGCUAAUUGUUCACGUGACUGGCAAAUACUGCUUGUUGAAUUCAUUUGUUUUCUAAGGUUAGUGUAUCAGAACGUUGGAUCAAUAAUGCCAAUUUCUUAGUGUGCU
Molecule: messenger RNA, 2206 nt
Organism: Prunus mume (Japanese apricot)
Lineage: Eukaryota; Viridiplantae; Streptophyta; Magnoliopsida; Rosales; Rosaceae
Source: RefSeq, a predicted model, not a curated record